Molecule: messenger RNA, 5527 nt
Organism: Suillus subaureus
Lineage: Eukaryota; Fungi; Basidiomycota; Agaricomycetes; Boletales; Suillaceae
Exons: 7
Coding region: 130-5196 (1688 amino acids)
Source: RefSeq, a predicted model, not a curated record
CAGCUUACAACUCUCACAAUCGCUCCAUGCGACAAGCCCGCGAGUCUCGCAGAGCUCGUCCAAGAGGACGCGAUUGAGUUUUCCGGUAUGGUUAUUCCAGAGAUACCCAAGGUAUGCAAAUGUGCGGACAUGCUUUUGACGCGUCCAUUCUCCAACAAUCAGCUACAGGACCAAUUCCCAAUCACUGACAGCCCAGGCACGGAAAUACCCUUUCUCGAUGUUGCCACAAUCGUUGUGGAAGCUUCUAAAGCCUCUUUAGAUGAUGGAGAGCCUCCUAUCGCUGCUAGCACCGGCCCUGACACGUCCCUAUCAGACUUUGUUACGACUUCCAUAAAUGGCGUCGGAAGCACUACUGCUGCAGUGCCUUCUCCCUGUCAGGACGAGACGCCCAUCUCCCAUCUGAACACCAAAAUGAGCUCAACUGCUGAUAUACUGGAAGAGGUUGUUGUCCCCCCUGCUAUUGAAGCAGAGGAAAUAUCUCCCAUGGCCGCAGAACCUGAACCGGCUGUCGUAGAAGUUGCAUGUGACCCGAUUGAAGCAGAAGCACGUCCAAUGGAAGUGGAGGCUUCGUCAGUCGGAGAUGAACUUGCUGUUACCAAGACCGUGCCAGCGUCCAUCGAUUCUGUAGCAGAGACCGCUCCUCAAUGCGAAAACAUAUCGGACGAGCAAGAACCUGCACUAGUUGAAACACAAUCUUCUACACCCCAGCCAGUAAUCACGCCAACGAUGCUUAAAGCUGCACUAAAUAAACCAACAUCGCCCGAGGUGGUCGUGGAGGACAGUCUGGUUCACGAGCCUGACGCGGAAGCCGCGGCAACUUUGGAGCCCACCCCAGAAGCUACCGAGUCGGAACCGAUUGGAAAUAGUGCAGCAGAUGUAGAGCCCGGCAACGAAGUUGCCGAGUCCGUUCCGACUGAAGAAACUGUGCCAGUGACGGAAGCAGUAGCCACUGCUGCACCAGCCGAGAUAUCGAGUGCAGAAGCAGAGGAAUCUGCUGCAGAGGUUGAUGCAUGUAUCACAGCGGAAAAGGAGGCUAAUGAGGAGUCGCAGGGUGCUAUUGAUGCUGUGAACGGGCCAGCCGCUCCCACCGAACCGGAAGUGGAAGUAUUUGUUCCCGAGGUUGUUUCGGCUCCAGCUGAGGCUGCGACAGGGCCAGAUGUCCUGUCAACUGAAUCAGAGGAAGCUGCCAUCGCGCCAACUACGGCGCCCGAGGUCCCUGCCCAAUCUAUCGUUGCUGCCGAAGCAGAGUCUGUUGAUGCACACGACUUCAUUACAGCUGACUCGGAACCAGUCACAGCCCCUGACCCCGAGCCCAUUACUUCGACUGAGACGGAUUCUGUAGCAGCAGCAGGAUUCGAAUCUGCCACUGUCGAGUUGGAAGCGCCUGCAGCAGUUGAUGCGGAGCUCACAGAACCUGCAGUCGAGUCUAUUGUAGUGGAGACUGUUCAGAUCGAUGUCGAGCCACCCAGCUCCAACGUGUCAUUCGUUGAGGACCCUGAGGUGGGUUUCGCGUAUGAUGACGAGCCGCAGACGCCUCUAGCUGAGGAGACUCCUGCGUUUGAGUCAGUUUUGGAAGCUGCUGAUGUGGAGUCCGAGGUGCAGGUAGAAGAGCCUUCUGUUGAGGAGACUGCGGAGGUCAUUCCAAUCGAUGUUAAUCCUACAGGAGAGUCUGCAUCAGUCGAGGAAGUUGCAGCGGAGGAAGUUGUAGUGGCCGAAGAGGUUGUAAUGGUCGAGGAAUUCCCGGUCGAAGAACCUGCAACGAAUGAAGAGAACGUACUGGUUGAGGAAACCACGGCAGUUGAAGAAACUAUCCCUGCUGAAGAGGUCGUCCCAAUUGACGUUGCUACAAGGGAGCCCGCACCAGUCGAAGAGGUUCCCUCAGUGGAGGCUGUGGCAAUUGAAGAACAUGCACCAGUCGAAGAAAUCACUCUAGUUGAUGAAGACACUCCUAUCGAAUCAGCUGCUCCAAUCGAAUCAUCCUCGCCAGUCGAAGAGCCUGUUGUUGAUGAAGCUGAGCGCACUGUCGAAGAGCUCGCAGCUCCCAUUGACGAUGGUCCGGUGUUGGAAGAGACCAUGCCUUCUGUCUAUGCAACCGAUGUCGACACGCCUCUUCUCUCCGUUGAAGAGCCUGCCGCAUCCAUUGAGCAGCUUGUUGCACCUGAAGAGGCAUUCGCUGAAACAGCCGCUCCAGCGAUUGAAGAGAUCUCGCUCGCGGGAGAUGCUUCCACCGUUGAAGAAACAUAUGCUCCUCUUGUUGAUGUGCCAGUUGGAGAAGAUGUUCCUGCUGUUGAGGAAUGUUCCCCGCUCGCAGAAGUGGAUAUAUCUGAAUCAGGAACGGUCGACGAGCUCUCCGCAUCAGUAGAGGAGCAUACGUCUGGUGCGGUUGAAGACACUCCGGGGCGUGAAGACCAGCCUGUAGCAAUCGAGGAAACUCCCGCAGAUGUUUCUGUUGAUGAUCGAAUUCCUCCCACGAUGGGCGAGACACCUCUCCUUGCAGAAGUGCUCUCGGAUACUGACGGGCCUGCUCUUGAGGCUACUUCAACCACGGAAGAGCCUUAUGUGCCGGAAGAAGAGCCCGUCACUGUCGUUGUGUCAGGCGAAACGAUUUCUGAAAUGGCAGUUGUCGCAUCGGUCGAAAAGGAUAUCCUUGCGGUCGAGGAACCUCUCGAGCCCUCGGACGUAGAGGCGCGCGAACCAGUUGUGCAUGAGGAAGCUGCAGCGCCAACGGGAGACCAUGAGUUAGUUGCUGUCGAGGAUACGCCAGUGCUCGACGAUCAGCCUGUCACCACCGAGGAAACUUUCACAACCGAAGAGGCAUCUGUCUCUGUCGAUGAUCAAAUCCCUCCUGCUAUGAACGAGAUACCCCUCAUUGCAGAAGUGUCCUCGGCUGCUGAUGAGCCUACACUUGAUGACGGUCCAGCCACCGAAGAACCUUCCGUGCCUGAAGAUGAGCCUACCGCCACCUCCACUGUGGAGGUACCGCCAACAUCCGAAGAAACCGCUACUGCGCCCAAAGAAAUCAUCUCGACAGCGGAGGAGGCCAUCCCAGUUUUCGAAGCGGCCCCCACCACUUCUGCGGACCCGAUGUUUGACGAUACCUUGUCUCUUGAGGGAACUACAACCGUCGCUGAGGAGUCAACUGUCGAGUCUGACGCUUCCGUAACUGAAUUAUCCGUGGCUGUUGAAGAACCCGCUCCUGCUGCAAGUGAAGUGUCGGUCGUCGAAGUCGCUCUCGAAGAGGUCCAUGCUGCCCUGGAGCACACUGAAGACGCCUUGUUUGCCAGUGAAGAGACUAAGGACGAAACUGAGGAUUCACAACAUGGAGAGGCACCCGUAUCUUUGCCAGAGCAACCCAUUGUAGAGGAGUCUUUCCCUACGGCUCUUAUCGUUGAGGAGUUGACGUCCGUACCCGCCGAGAAGCCCGAGAUUUUAGAGGAGCUGCAUGUGGUCACCUCUCAAUUUCCUUUCAAUGAGGAGCAUUCUGAAGUCGACAAGGACUUGGAGCCUCCAAUUGCACAUGUGGAGAUCUUUAACGAGAUUGAAGAGACUAAAGCAGUCGAGGAGGUCACUGAACAGCAAGAGAUUGCGACAUCUCCAGCUCUCAACGUUGCUACUGACAUUGAGCGUCCCAAGUCACCAUGGACCCCUUCUUACAGCGUCAUCACUCAAGGACCAGGCGUUCCCGUCGAGGAGCAUGUAAACGUCUAUGGAGGUGAUGAUGACGCUGUCCCUGCCCAGUCACAAACACCCGAGAUCAUUAUCGAUGAAGUAGCUGCGGUCGUCCCAGAGAUUGCAACUGAUAUGGAGGUGUCCAGACAAUCCCAGGUUGAGGUUUUACAAUUGACAGCGGAACAGGUUACGCUCGGCGAAUCAGAAGAACCUUGCCCUAAAUCACCUUGGACGCCUUCUUACUCAGUGACUGUACAAGGCAAUCUUGCUCAGGCUAACGAGGGACUUGAUGACUUGGAGCAGCUUCCUCCAAGCGCUGCCCAGUUUGUUGCAGCGGAGAGAUACCAAGAGCAACCUGUUCCUUUCACAGAAACACUCAUAUCUGGCGAGGUAACCAGUUCUACCACAGUUGUUGCAGACAUACAUGUUACGCUUUCGGCAAUGCUAGACGAAUCGGAUAUUCCUGAUUCAGCGGUUGAAGCAGAGGCUCCCCAGGAUGUUGCUUCGGAGCAAGGUGUCAUCGCUCAAGCAGAACGUUCGGUACCGACUACACCCGAGCCACCUACUGUGGAGGAAGUGCCUGAGGAGGAAAUUGAACAGGGAUCGUUCAUCGUCGACGACGAGAAUACGCAAUUGGGUGCUACUGGCCCUGACGAAGAGCAUAGUAGUUCUCCCUGGACGCGGUCCUACUCAGUAACUGGACUUGAACCAGCAUCUGCACUUGAGGAUCAAGCGGUUGCUAAGGACGGCGAAUUUGUUGACCAUGGAUCAUUUAUCAUUGAGACCCAACCACCUGCUGUUGUAGAGGGUACUCCCGAGGUUAAAUCGGACUCGGGGCUUCUGACACCCGUCGAUGAUCCUGUUGGAGAAAGACCAAAGUCGCCAUGGACCCCUUCGUACUCUGUCACCAAGCAGGGGCCGAAUGAUGUUGAAGAAGUGGAGGAUCUUGGUGAAUUAGAGCAUCUGCCUGGUCCACUCUCUAGCGUUUCUGCACUUGCGGCUGACGAGGAACCCAUCCCGCCUGUCCUCAUCACCGAGACGCUCGCGUCUGUAGAUGAGCCUGUCAUCGCGGAGACUCUCUCGUGCUUAGAGGGUGACGUGACUGUUUCAGAGCUCUCCGAGACACAUGACGACGUUGAGGCUAAUGGAGUUCCAAUCGCCCGAGAGACCCCUCAAACAUUCCCUGUUCUCGAAGAGCCACAGAAAAUCGCCAAGAAGCCAAGCUUGUCUGCAGUUGACGAGCUUAACGCCGCCGAGGUCACUGAAUCCAGCACCCUCCGCAUCGAUAUUCCCACCAAUAACGGAGCCAACCGCAACAGACUGGAGUCCACGACCUCUUCUCGUUUCUUCCCUGGUGGAUGGUUCUCCUCUUCACCCAAGGUUCCUGAAGAGGGUCGCACAUCACUCGACGUUGCAGCAGGAGAAUUCAUCCACAAGUCCUCAGUUGAAAACACUCCAACCACUGCCCUCCCCUCCGCUGUCGAGGAAGACAAGGAAAAGAAGUCUCGUUGGUGCACAAUCAUGUGAAAGGCAGGGUCCGCCACCUCCACCUUAUGCAUCUGAAUUCUUGAAACUUACCAUCGUUUUUAUCAUUUUCACUCUCGUUCUCUACUUUACUUUCUACUAUGCAUGACCCUUAACGACAAGCAACGACUGCAUAUUCAUAUUUACUUUCAAGCGGAUUCUGAUACUGACAUAAACCUCUUGUAUUUCGGCUAAUCUUCACUCUUGUCAAUACGCUGUUUGCACGUGAAGCCUCUUAGAUCGGCGGAUGUCCUUAUCAGACGUAACCGACCUUAGCUCAGUUGGAAGAGCGCGAGACUGUAAUUGGAUAAAUUAAUCUUGAGGUCGCCUGUUC